AUGAUGAUGACGUGCCGUCUGCUGUGCGCCCUGUUGGUGCUCGCCCUGUGCUGCGGCCCGUACGUGUGCGCGGCAGGGACUAAUCUGGAUCAGGAUUCAGGCUCUAAUGGAAAUAUUGCUGGUCUGCCGUCCCAUGCACCAGCCACUAAUUCAGCUCCGGAGGCCCCUGGAAUUUCAAACAAGAACGCGACGCCUGGGGAUCCUGCCGACGCCGGUCCAUCGCCCUCUCGACGAGAGGCAGUAUCGCAGGCGACCACUCCGUCAGGGUUGCCACGUAAUGGGCUCGGUGCGGAGCCGGGAAAAGUUGGUGGAAUGGGAUCAGAAUCAAAAGUCACGAUCGAUGUGUUAAAGGCAGAAGACAGCGGCGACAGGGCUGGAACAGAAAUUGACACGAAUACAUCUGCAGACCAAAAAGAUAAGAGCGCCAGAGAUGCUGCCAAGACGACCACGACGACCACUACAACAAAGGCACCAACCACCACCACGACGACCACAACCACUACGACCACGACUACAAAAGCGCCAACUACGACGACCACCCGCGCACCAUCACGUCUUCGUGAAAUCGACGGCAGCCUCAGGAGCUCUGCGUGGGUGUGUGCCCCGCUGCUGCUCGCCGCAUCUGCGCUGGCGUACACCGCCGUGGGAUGA
Messenger RNA from Trypanosoma cruzi, 651 nucleotides. RefSeq names its product mucin TcMUCII, putative. The record is from RefSeq and is a predicted model, not a curated record. The transcript has a single exon. Lineage: Eukaryota; Euglenozoa; Kinetoplastea; Trypanosomatida; Trypanosomatidae. Bases 1 to 651 code for a protein of 216 amino acids.